Messenger RNA from Colletotrichum navitas, 529 nucleotides. RefSeq lists its product as uncharacterized. NCBI's taxonomy places the organism in Eukaryota, Fungi, Ascomycota, Sordariomycetes, Glomerellales, Glomerellaceae. Bases 48 to 416 code for a protein of 122 amino acids. The record is from RefSeq and is a predicted model, not a curated record. The transcript has a single exon.
CCAAGAGCGAUUGCAUUCCGGAACAAACUGCGAGCGGGGUUCAGGACAUGUUUUUUUCCUUGCCAGAAGACCGAAGCCCUUUGACGCUUUCCUUCAUGAAGCAGUGCGGCUCUCUUGAGCGUUCUCGCGGCCUGAAGGUAGACGACAUGGCUGCGCUCGAGGCCAUUGGAGUCCACAGUGCCCUGUUCAAUACCAUUCCUUCGUCAUCUUGGCCCCUUGUUUACGUCUUCAACUCCGUAGACCUCAUCGUGUAUCUACGCGCGGAGUUGAAAGCCUCUUCGUUCUCGGCAAAUCUUCCAACGAGAUUAUCGUUGACAUUAUUCGCAUGGCGGGAGAUACCUUUUAUUUAUCACAUUCUUCCGAGAAAUCCACUGUCUCAACAGUACCGGAACAUCCAUUUGCCGUAUCAUGAAUAGCACGGCACUUUCUAAUUCUCCCCGCAACUAUCUUCUUAAAGAAGGCUACUUCUUUUGAGUUGAUCCGCAUCAACAGGGCUGGAUGCCGAGGAAUUCUUUGGCCCUCACUUCGU